CCAAAGCUGCUGUGUGUAAACGUCACAUGUUGUUUUUCCCUUUAGUUCAGUCAUUCCGAAAGAGGGUUUAUUCGCUGUGAACUUGUUGAGAGCGGACCGCGCUGAGCAACAACGAAUGAGCAUAGCUGUUAUUAAACAUUAGUUUUCCGAAUUUUCUAAUUAGCGCAGAGAAAUCAAGUUCACGAAAGUGACUCGGAAUAUUUGAAGCGCAAGGAUGGCGAGUCCGCCGCUGACUGGAGGGACCUCGUUAUCAAAUGUAAACGUUAAUACAAACGUUAGAAAAAGUGGAUACCUCAAGAAGCAGAAGCACGGACACCGGAGAUUUUUUGUCCUGAAAGAGCAGAGCGAUGGGUUGUCAGCCCGUUUGGAAUAUUAUGAGAAUGAGAAGAAAUGGAAAAACAAAUCAGCCGCGAAGAGAGUCAUAUCUCUGGACUCCUGUCUGAGCAUAAACAAGCGCGCGGAUGCGAAACAUAAGUACCUGAUAGCUCUCUAUACCAAGGAUGAAUAUUUUGCUGUUGCUGCUGAAAACGAACAGGAGCAGGAGAGCUGGCACGGAGUGCUGACUGAUUUAAUGAGUGAGGGAAAAGUGUAUGACUGCGCCGUCUCCAAUUCUGCAUCCUCUUUGGUGGGCUUCGACGAAGGUAAUUACGGUAUGAUUACGCCGGUCAGUGCCGCUUACAAAGAGGUAUGGCAAGUAAAUUUGAAAUCUAAGGGACUUGGACAGACGAGAAAUAUCACGGGAGUUUACAGACUGUGUUUAUCGAGCCGGUCAAUUAGCUUUGUGAAACUUAAUUCAGAGGUUGCAUCUGUCAGUCUACAGUUGAUGAACAUAAGGCGAUGUGGCCAUUCAGAUAGUUUUUUCUUUAUUGAAGUGGGCAGGUCUGCUUCUACAGGACCUGGUGAGCUUUGGAUGCAGGCGGAUGACUCUGUCGUCGCUCAAAACAUACACGAGACAAUUUUAGAGGCUAUGAAAGCAAUGAAAGAGUUGUCAGAGUUCAGGCCGCGCAGCAAAAGCCAAUCGUCAGGCUCAAACCCCAUAUCUGUACCCACCCGGCGAAACUUGAACAAUUUGCCUCCCAGCCAGACAGGGCUGGUAAGAAGGUCAAGGACAGACAGUGUGGCAGCCACAUCCCCUGUUACCAAGUUUACUUCCUGCCGGAUACGUACUGCCAGUGAGGGUGAAGGUACCAUGGCACGGCCAGUAUCCAUGACGAUAUCAGAGAAUGGGAGCCCUACUGUUGGCGACCGGAACCAAAUAAACAGGUUCAACACGGUUUCAGUGGGCUGCCGAACAUCUGAACCCUCACUGCUACAUCACAGCAGAUCGAUGUCCAUGUGCAUGCCUGUGUCUCAUUCACCUCCAUCUACUGUAAGCCUGUCGAGUCUCUCCUCUACCAGCAUGAACGGCUGUGCCUCCUCCAUAAUACACAAACCUUCCAGCUGCAGUGGCUCUGUCUCAGGGUCUCCUAGUGACAAUGGCUUCCUGUCAUGUGAUGAUUAUGGGUCCAGCCCAGGAGAUGCAAGGUACAACCCACUGAACCACAGCAAUACACCCUCAUCUUUUUCUGGCACACCCCCUUCCCGUGAAGGCAGUGAUCUUUGUGGUUACAUGAUGAUGGAGAAUGCAUCUAGCCACUCUUUGAAUAAGAACCAGGAAUCCAGCAGGGAGAGGCUAGAUUUGGAGAAGUCAUACAGGAAGAGGACAUAUUCCCUCACAACACCACGACAGCCUAAGGCACCCUCCCAGCAGUCAUCAACUUCACUUGAUGAAUAUAUGCUGAUGAGGGCAGCAUACGCUAAUGGCCACCCAGGGCAGAGCAUGCACUCAGCCUCUCCAAAGGUCUCGUACCCUGAGGACUAUGGAGACAUUGAAAUUGGCUCCAGCAGGAGCUCCAGCAGCAACUUAGGUGACGAUGGCUACAUGCCCAUGAUACCAGGUGUGGCACCCCAAGGCAACAAAAAUGACCACUACAUGCCCAUGAGCCCUAUGAGCGUCUCAGCUCCAAAACAGAUCAUAAACCCCAGAUCCCACCCUCAGGCCACAAGCAACCAAGGCACAACCAACUCCCCCACAAGUGGUUCCAUAGAUGACAGUGGUUACAUGAAGAUGUGGUCUGGGUCCAAGUACUCACUGGAGAGCUCAGAUGGCAGGGUGGCGAACGGGGAGUAUAUGAACAUGUCACCCAUUGAUGUCUCGCCAACACCACCAGAUUACUUCAUUGGUGGGUGUGAGCCGGCACAGCGGCCCUCUCCCUCCCUCCAGGGAUUUAAAAGAGGUGAGGAUCAGUAUGUUUUAAUGAGCCCUCAAAGCCACAGACCAGCAGAGGAGUCCAGCUACUACGCCAUGUCUGCAGCAAAUGCUGGGCCACUGUCACCCAACCCCUCCACCUUGCCCCCGCUUAGGCACAGCCGGACCGAUGGCCUGUUACAUAGAGCACGAGUCAACAGACCCAACAGAUUGUCUCUGGACACUCUGAAGAUGCUGCCGAGUAUGAAUGAGCAUCCCCUCCCCUGUGAACCCAAAAGCCCAGGGGAGUACAUCAACAUAGACUUUGGAGAUGUCGCCCAGUAUUCAGUGCCCUCGGGAUCAGUGGAGAGCCAACGGUCAUCACCCAGCCUUGGUGGCAUCAGACGGAUCUCUCCCCUCUCUGAUUACAUGAACCUUAACCUAAAAUUAGGGGAAACCGUCUCCAGUCCCCUGCAUGAGAUGCCUGAGCUCACCAACUGCCCAGGUCCACCUGAGGAGGGGCGGUACUUCCAUGGUGGGCAGAGGAGCUCUCUGUGCCCACCUGGCACAGGUAAAGAUGAUUAUACUGAGAUGAAGUUUGGUAGUGGGCAUAUCUCUCCUUCUUGUAUCUCUAAGAAUGAGGAAAGUGGUAGAGUAAGCCCAGCUAGCAGGGUACAGAGGCUAACCCUGGGUGACAAAGGUGUGCCAGGCCUAGGGGCAUUCCUAUUACCCACCCCAUCAGUGGACCCUGAUGGAGGGGCGAAGGUGAUCCGUGCAGACCCUCAUGGCCGGAGGCGGCACAGCUCAGAGACCUUCUCAUCCACCACCACUGUCACGCCGGUGUUCCCCUCCUUUGCCCACAAUGCUAAACGGCACAGCUCCGCCUCCGUUGAGAAUGUUUCGGUCCGGAGCAGCGAGGGUUCCGACGAGGAAUAUGGCAGCCCCAUGUGCCGAGAAACCUCAGCUGGGUAUCAGAACGGCCUCAACUAUAUCGCCUUAAACCUCAUGGAGAGCCGUGAGCUGGGCAACUGUGAAAACAUGAUGGGCUUCAAGACUGUCAGUUGCUGCAAAGGGGGAAUUAAUGGACUGCAUGCCAGCCCAUAUGUUUCUUUGGGAUUCACGGAGACAGCGACCACUGUAAAAGGCCUUUUAGGCUGGCACAGAACACAGACUACAACCUUGGUUCUCUUCUUGCUCAUUGUGCGAUAUGGUUCCUGUAGGACCCAGAUGGUCUCCUGCGCCUUAGCUGGAGACUGAUCAUCGUGAGGAUCAUUGUCCUCCUCAAACUGGCACACAGGAUUUAUGGUAACGGAAUUGGUAACGGAAACCUGUGACUGUGACCGGGGUGGCGGCUAUCACCAUGGCUGAACCGUGCUGCUGUAAAUGAACUUUGACCUAUGACCCUCACUCUGCGCCUGAGUUCCAGAGGGCUAAAUUGUGAUCCUUUUCUGGGCUGGCCACUUUAAACAUGGACACCUCUAAGGGUAGGGUCUCAGCGAUCCUCUCUGCCCUUCAGGAACUGCAUACUGCUGCUUUAUAGGUGGCAAUGGUCACAGAGUUGACUCAUUUAUGUUGUAUACUUUUCUGUUGUUCUCAUAACACCUGAAUUUAUUUGGCUGUCCCUGGAGAAAGAAAUACAACCCCCCCCUCCCCAAAUCUUGCACAGAAUCAAUAAUAUUUACUUACUAUUGACACAAACCUCUAAAGAUACAUAUUUAAUAUUUUAUUUAUUUAUACCUAGUACAAAUAGUGAGUAUAUAUGGUAUAUCAUUGAUUAACAACAGUGACCCAAGAAACUGCUACAAGUCCUACCUCAGGAAAAAAAUAAUGGGUUUAAAAAAUUCAGACAUAAUGCAAAUUUAUGAUUUUGAUUUCUGGUUUUCUUAAAUUUUAGUGUUCUUCAAUGACUAAUCAAAAGCCUUACUGUCUCACUGUUAGAAGAUUUACUGAAGACUGUACUUAUUUGGAAAGACAUUAUAUGAAAAAUAUUCAAAUACAAAAUUAUUGUAUCUGAUUUAUAUAUUUUUUUUGUAAAUGCUUAAUUUAUUUCACACUGAGUAAUGAGUUCCUGUAUGAAAGAGGCCAAUUAUCAUAUAAUAUAAAUAUAUGCAAAUUUUACCACUACAUCAAAUGUGGUUAUUGCACACCAUAACGAAUGCCUACCCUCACAGAGAAUACAUAAAUAUUAUUUUUGUGACCAAUUAUAUAAAAUUAUAUAUGUAUAUAUACAUAAUGCAUCCUAAUGUUAUAGGUAGGUAUGGCCAUGGUUAGGCACCCAACAAUCACUGCUAAUGUCUCCCUUUUCAUCACCAUGUCAUAGCUGCUCCUCCUCCACUUUUGGUUCCCCUUAACCAUGUCUUCAACAGUGAUGAUGAAAAUACUUGUGUGCAAAUGGAUGAGGGACUAAGUAUUGGAAAGCCUGGUGAAUUCUGUAAUGGGUAGAAAUGCAGGAGCUUCCCAGAGGGUUGCCAGUGGUUGGCUGUGAUGCUGCGGUAGCCACUGCUAGCGCCUCUCCAUGCAACUUUACAUUGUAAUACAUGACACAUUCGAAUGUAGAGCCUGUAACCCACUUAUGAACAAGCCAGGGAGCCAUAGAAUGAUAACUGCACCAAAACAACUGAGCUAGCAUUUCUCAGUGCCCCCCCCCCCCCCCCCCCCCAAUUCUGUGAUAUGUAUACAAAGCUAUUAUUACAGGAGUAGGUUUUUAUUAUUAGAGGAGUAUAUUUAUUAGAGGAGUAUGUUUUUGUCACUGGAAGUUUAGCAGUUUUCUUCCAUCUGAAAAUGAUUAGAACAUAAUAUCUGAAGUAAAUGAUAAAAAAAAAA
This is a messenger RNA of Electrophorus electricus (electric eel), 5050 nucleotides long. RefSeq names its product insulin receptor substrate 2a (gene irs2a). Gene Ontology annotation, cellular component: plasma membrane; cytosol. Gene Ontology annotation, biological process: insulin receptor signaling pathway. Gene Ontology annotation, molecular function: insulin receptor binding; phosphatidylinositol 3-kinase binding. NCBI's taxonomy places the organism in Eukaryota, Metazoa, Chordata, Actinopteri, Gymnotiformes, Gymnotidae. The record is from RefSeq and is a predicted model, not a curated record.